ACAAUUUCAAUAGGCAGAAUUGAGCCUUCAUUAGCUUUAUGCUUUAGCCUCAUGUCAGGCAUAUAUACAAAUAAUGCAACCAUAUGCAUAUCUAUACCCAGGAGUUAUUAGACUCUGAUGGUUUUUGUCGAUGUUCAGUUCUUUACGUAUUCCUAUUCUGACAACUAAUUUACAUGGCAUGAUAUUUUGGACUACAUCCAUCAUAAGUUGUCGCCAAAAGCUUUUAUUAUUUAAAAUCUCCUUUGUUUUAUAUAUUCGACGUCUGCAAAUUUGCUGUUUUUCAAAAUCCUCACCAAAUUGCCUUUUCAAUAUCAAUCCAUAUCUGUCUGAUUUAAAAUAUAUACACUUCUAAAAAAAAUAAAUAAAUAAAGGGAACACUAAAAUAGCACAUCAGAUUUGAGUGAAUGAAAUAUUCUUAUUAAAUACUAUGUUCUUUACAUAGUUAAAAUCACUGACAACAAAAUCACACAAAAACGUUCAAUGGAAAUCAAGUUUAUUAUCCCAUGGAAAUCUGGAUUUGGAGUCACACUCAAAAUUGAAGAGGAAAAACACGACAAGCUGAUCCAACUUGGAUGCAAUGUCCUCAAACAAGUCAAAAUUAGGCUCAGUAUGUGUGUGGCCUCCACGUGCCUGUAUGAAUUAAGAAAAAGUUAUAGGGUAUUUUAACAGGGUAAUCUAAAUCCAUUUUAAACGCAGGAAGCUGUUAUCAAAGCCUGCUAUUUAUAUAAGAAAAAAAGCAAACGACGUAUGCUAAAAUAUUUAUUACAUUAUAUAAUAUAAACAAAUGACCCAGUAAUAAGUUUUCUACAACGAUAGGGUAUAUUAUGCUACAAUACACCACAGUUUACUGUAGUAAAAACUAAAGUAUAGCAGUAUACUUAACUACUUACUGUACACUCUCAUAAAGGUACAAAAUCUGUCGCUGAGGUGGUACCCUUUCUCAAGGUAGGCUACACUUGUACCAUACAGUUGGACAUUAGUACCUUUAGGGUUCACUUUUGUACCUUUGUUACUGUGAGGUACGCAUUUGUACGUUUUAGGUAUUAUUAUAUCUUUUGAUGACCUGUUAAGAACAGAAAUGUACAUACAGAUUUUGUACUUUUAAUUCUGACUGUGUACUACAGUAUCACUUCACUAUAGUUAAUAGUGGUGUAGCAUUCAUUGACAGCGUUGUAAAUACUAUAAUAUAAACAGUGGAAUAUUCCUAAAACAUUACAAUAAAAAUUACUAUAGUAUUUUUUUUUCAUGUAAUUAAUUUAAAUUGAUUGAAAUAAUACAUAAAGCUGUUGCAUUUUGUAUUGAGUUGCAAAAAUGUGAUCAGAGUUAAAGCCCUUAAGGCUUAGAAAUAGACAAUCGACUAUUCAGUUCUUGUAGCCUUCGUCAUGACAGGGUUGGACUGUUUACAACACUGAGGAGGGGCUGGUUUUAAUAACAUGACAUUAUUUAUCACAUUUCACACUUAUUAUGAGUGGAAGAUGUAGUAAAUUUGGGCGUAUUUGUUUACGCAAUACAAUAUUUACAAAGAAAAAGAGCCUGUUUUAUCGCUGCACUGCACAAUAGCCUAUAUAUUUGUAUAAGGUUGGUCAAAUAUCGGGUUUUCUUUGCCACUUUUCACGCAUUUUGUGAAUGCAAGACGAAGUAAAUUGGGCGUUUAAGCUUGCGCAAUGAACUGUUUACUAACAAAAAAAGCCAGUUUCACGAUACAUUGCACUGUAAGCCUAUAUAUUUGUACAUAAAAGUAUGCAGUCUGAAUAACUGGUGAAAUGUUGUUGCUUUUCGGCACUUUUACGCCAUAAUCAACCCGAAUUAUGACUGAAUCCUCCCAGCGGUUUUCCAACGCCACGUCGCGCUGCCUUCAGCCAGACUUCCAGAAGAAAAGCGCGUGCCAUUAUUAAAGUUUAUCGUUUGUCUCCACACUAAACUAAGCUUUAACAAAACUGAUGAGUACUUCGACCGAGUGUCCGCUCUUUCUGAAGUGGAUAUGGCUUUGUUGGUGCUCCUCAUUCUCAGUCUUCCAGCGUGUGCGUCCAUGAGAACAAACCGAGAGGACUUCGAAGGUUUUCGGGUUGAAGAAAAGCCAGAAGCUGCAGCGUUCAAGCCCAAGCAACCUCCACAUAUCAUCUUUAUUCUGACCGACGACCAGGGCUUCAAUGACAUCGGCUACCACAGCGGGGAGAUCCGCAGCCCGACGCUGGAUAAGCUGGCCUCGGAGGGGGUCCGGCUGGAGAACUACUAUGUCCAGCCGCUGUGCACGCCGUCCCGCAGCCAGCUCAUCACAGGCAGGUAUCAAAUACACACGGGCCUCCAGCACUCCAUCAUCAGGCCACGUCAACCCAACUGCCUACCUCUGGAUGUGGUCACGCUCCCUCAGCGCCUUCAGGAAAUUGGCUACUCCACUCACAUGGUUGGAAAGUGGCAUUUGGGUUUCUAUCGGAAAGACUGUUUGCCAACUCGCCGUGGGUUUCACACUUACUUCGGUUCAUUGACAGGCAGUGUGGACUACUAUACGUAUGGCUCGUGUGACGGCAAGUCACUGUGUGGAUUUGACCUCCACGAAGGAGAGUCCGUGGCUUGGGGUAGAGCGGGCAAGUACUCAACUCACCUCUACACCCAAAGAGUGCGCAAAAUAUUAGCCACACACGACCCAACCAGUCAGCCCCUUUUUAUUUUCCUUUCCCUUCAGGCAGUGCAUACUCCUCUAAAGCCGCCCAAAGAGUACAUCUACCCAUAUCGCAACAUAGGCAACGUUCCCCGGAGGAAAUAUGCUGCAAUGGUGUCUAUAGUUGACGAGGCAGUCCGGAAUAUAACGUAUGCACUGCGCAAGUAUGGCUUCUACCGAAACAGUGUUGUCAUAUUCUCUACUGAUAAUGGGGCGCAACCACUGACCGGGGGCAGUAAUUGGCCCCUGCGAGGGUGUAAGGGAACAUAUUGGGAAGGUGGCAUUAGAGGAGUGGGUUUUGUGCACAGUCCCUUGAUACGCCAUCGAAGAAGGAUUAGCAGAGAUCUUAUUCACAUUACUGACUGGUAUCCAACUCUUGUUGGACUUGCUGGGGGAAAUGUUUCCCAGCAUCAGGGGUUAGAUGGGUUUGAUGUUUGGCCUACUAUUAGUGAGGGGAAAGAAUCACCACGUUUGGAAAUUCUUCAUAAUAUUGACCCUCUUAAUCGCCGCAGUCGGGGUUCACUUAAGGAUGGCUACGGACUUUGGGACACCACUGUACAGGCGGCCAUUAGAGUUGGUGACUGGAAGCUCCUGACGGGUGAUCCUGGGAAUGGGGAUUGGGUGCCGCCACAUGUCCUUACACACUUCCCCAGCAGCUGGUGGCAUCUAGAGCGGGACAUUGGAGAAAAGAGGAAAUCCGUAUGGCUUUUCAAUGUAACAGGUGACCCUUGUGAACGGCAUGACCUUGCGGUGCACAGGCCUGAUGUUGUUAGGGAGCUGCUAGCACGGCUAGCCUUUCACAAUCGCACCGCAAUACCUGUCCGCUACCCGCCUGAUGAUACCCGUGCCAACCCUAGUGCGAAUGGAGGGGCAUGGAGACCUUGGGUUGGUGAAGAUGACGAGGAGGAAAACUGGGAUGGAGUUUAUUAUAAGAGAGGAAAGAAUCGCAAAAGGAAGAAAUGUAGGCUCUGCAAGCUGCAAUCUUUUUUUAAGAAGUUUAACUUAAAGAUCAUGUCAAAACAAAUAUAGGGAUCUUCUGCUAUUAGAUAUCACUGAUAAGACUAAACCUAAGUGUUGACCAUGUACAGCGGUUGAACAAUGAAACUAAAAUGCCAGGUUUUAGACCACAAUAAUUCAUUAGUAUGGUCUAGGGCAGGGGUCCCCAUACUCUGUUCUGGAGAGCCGGUGUCUUGCAAAGUUUAGUUCCAACCCCAAUCAGACACACCUGGGCAAGCUAAUCAAGCUCUUACUAGGCCAGUG
Molecule: messenger RNA, 3919 nt
Organism: Danio rerio (zebrafish)
Lineage: Eukaryota; Metazoa; Chordata; Actinopteri; Cypriniformes; Danionidae
Source: RefSeq, a predicted model, not a curated record